GAGGCAGCAGCUGGAGCAAUUAAAUGAAAACAUGAAGUUGACUGCACAAGCGUUAAGUGCCCUCGUGGUACAGUUGCCACAUACAGAGUCAGGAUUCACAUUCCAGAGUAGCCCUGGAAAGGGAACAGCCUGUCUUGCCAGAAAUCGUGGGCCUGGCACGUUACACUUACGUUCAACAUCUGUAACGCUAGCAGAGAAUCAGGCUAAACAAAAGCGAUUCAUUCUGACCUUAGUCAUGUGUUGUGAUUAACUCUCCACAGUUCUUCCGUGUUUUAGCAGAAAUGUGAAGUGGGGCUUCCUCAAGGACACAGCCUCCAACAGGCUGUUAUUUAAAGGCGCCAAAGAAAUUUCAUUUACCCAAGGCAAAAAGCAGCAGCGUCUCCGUGACAGCCCCAGGAAUAACGGCUGCAUUUCAGAACGGUUCAGAGCCACUAAACCCCAAAGGACAGGUCGUGGGCCAGAAAGCAAGCACACAGAACCCAGGAACUCUGCGUUUUCCCCAGAAGGCUCCGUAAUGACGGCUACGGCAGGCUCUUGUCAGGAAUGACGCUUGUAACGUUCACGAGUGAGGAAAGAAGAAUUGAAGAAACAGUUUAUUUUCUGCCCAUACAGUCAGUGGAUGCUGUUCCCUUGGAUUGCACAUUCUUCACUCGGAAAGAAAUCCUUCGGUUGCAUGGCCGAUACCAUGAAAUGGCACCAAACGUUGUGCCCAUGGACUAUACAAAGGACCCAGAUGUUAAACUACCUAUGCAGCUUAUAAUAAAUAUGCCUGAGCUAAAGGAGAAUCCCUUCAAGGAAAGGAUUGUGGAAUCUUUCUCAGAAGAUGGAGAGGGGAGCCUCAGUUUCAAUGAUUUUGUGGAUAUGUUUUCUGUGCUCAGUGAAAUGGCUCCCAGAGAGCUUAAAGCAAUCUAUGCCUUUAAGAUCUAUGAUUUUAACACAGAUAACUUCAUUUGUAAAUCAGACUUGGAAAAAACCCUCAAUAAGCUGACCCGAGAAGAACUAACAGCAGAAGAAAUCACUCUAGUUUGUGAGAAAGUGAUAGAAGAAGCUGACAUGGAUGGUGACGGGAAACUAGGAUUUGCAGAUUUUGAAAACAUGAUUUCCAAAGCACCGGACUUUCUCAGUACUUUCCACAUAAGAAUCUGAAGACGUUUCUGUGAGCCAGUGUUAUCAGAAAUGACUUGCCCGUCCAGCCUUUCUGAAUCUCAGGCACUUUGGGGGCUUUUGUCCUCUUAAUUAUGGCUUCUUAGAACUCAGCAGAAAGUACUGAAAUAAUUCUGGUCCACAAAGACAGAAGCAUCGUGUGAUCUACAGGAUAUUUGCAACAGUCACAUUUUUAUCUUCACUGCUGGCCAAGCACUCUGGCAAAGAUGGUUGGUUGUUGGGUUGUGGUUUUGGUUUGGUUUUUUUUCUUUUUUUAAACAGGCAGAAUCAGAAUAUUAUUAAAGGUAUUUCCACAUAGUUUUUAUAUUUAUGAAUAUUUAAUACUGCUCUUUAAAGCGCAAAAAAACCAAAAAAAGAUUGACAGAAAGAUUAGCUUUGGUGACUUUUGGAAGAGUCUUGGAAAGAAAGCCCAGGCCUUAAAUAAUGAGAUGCCUCUAUCACUGUGUUGUACGGCUGGGGAUCUUGCGUGGAAAUUAGGUGAAAGAACUGCAGUCAAGAUCGAGCUCCCAGUGUUGAAGACAACCACAUCCCAGGUUUGCCUUUCAGUCACUGAAACGGCCGUUGCUGGGUUUGGUGCUUACCUUCAACCAAUAUUUUAUGGAUUGUCAUGUCCUUAUGAAACUUGAAAUAUUUGUCUUUUGUAUAUGAUAACUGCAUACAUGAUUAAUUUCUUCCCAAGAUAAACGUUAAAACUGUGUCCUUAUUCUCAAAGGAGGUCUUGCAUUUUAGUCAUUCUGUGGGCUGAUAAUGUUGAAUGGAAGAAUAUGAUCGUCUGUAAGUAAUGAAGAAGUUAAAGCACAGAACUACUACUAAGGACAUGAAAAGACAUUUUCUUUCUAAACCAGCUAUGCAAUCUUUCCCAUAAAAUGCAUGAAUACAGUUCUGUAUUUCUCUUCCCUCUCCAGCUGGAAAUCAGCUAGAUCCUUUUUCUCUCUUUUCUCCUUUUUCUCCUUUUUCU
This is a messenger RNA of Grus americana (Whooping crane), 2122 nucleotides long. RefSeq names its product calcium and integrin binding family member 2 (gene CIB2). The record is from RefSeq and is a predicted model, not a curated record. The coding region runs from base 544 to 1146 and encodes 200 amino acids. Gene Ontology annotation, molecular function: calcium ion binding. NCBI's taxonomy places the organism in Eukaryota, Metazoa, Chordata, Aves, Gruiformes, Gruidae. The transcript has 7 exons.